Molecule: messenger RNA, 680 nt
Organism: Belonocnema kinseyi
Lineage: Eukaryota; Metazoa; Arthropoda; Insecta; Hymenoptera; Cynipidae
Exons: 3
Coding region: 81-326 (81 amino acids)
Source: RefSeq, a predicted model, not a curated record
UGGGCAGGGCUUUAGUAUAAAAGCAUACUCGCUGCCCCCCAUAGUCGUAGUACAAUUCAGUGUAUCACAUCAGAAACAUCAUGAAAUUUCUCGCUGUUUUUGCUUUUGCCGUCUUGGCCGCCGCUUCCGUCGAAGCUGGUCACCACCAAGAACACAUUCAACAGCCACAACCAAUCCCAGCUCUUCAUCCAGAACCCCUUCAUUUAAAGGUUCAUGACCACCCAAACCCAAUCCAUUACAAUGUUCCCCAUGUCCCCCACCCCCACCCAAUCGGACACGAAGUUUAUAUUGAACCCGAAAUCAAGGUCGUCAAGCACAAAUGGUAAAUAAAGCUAUUCUGAGGAGUCAUCUUAUCAACUGGUCAACGGUGGUUCUUGCCGUUUGAAUUACAUCGCAGUUGGAUAAAAGGAAACGAAUGUCGAGUAUGGUAUUUCGGAAAAUCGGCAAAUCAAAUUUUGUAUUAUACCACGUCACACACCCCAAAUCACCCCUCCCCUUUGCUACCUUCUUCAAAAUGCAAUGUUUCUUUCUGUGAGGCAUGUGAUACUGAAGAAGAUAUCAUGACAUCUAAGCUACUGUAUAUUUUUCUGUUCUUUUUCAAAACACUUCACCUCUCCCAUUCCCCCCUGGAACCAUACUUCUAUUUAUAUUCUAAUAAAAGUUAUUAGUCUUGUGAUAAA